AUGGAAAUUCAAUAAAAUUGGAUACCAUCUUAAACUGCGAAUGGCAACCUAUAAAUAAAUAUCAAUGAAUAAAAUAGUUAUUAGGAUUAAAUAGAUAAAGAAAUUAUCACCAUAAAGCAGAAAACUUUAAAGCAUUAAUUUAUUUAUUAAGGAAAUGAUUUCUUUUUAAACGUAAUUUGUGAAUCAUAAUUAGAAUAUAUUCCUUCUCUUUUAGAUAAUCUUGUUUUGCUAAUUUAAAUAGCUCAUUUAUGCGCAGUAUAAUAUUUAAAUUAACAGAGCAUUUUUAACAAUUAAGAUAAUGGAUAUAAUAGAGUGCACAUGUAUAUUGGAAUAACUUUUUUCUCACUUGGUUAUAUAUUUAUAUCCUUAAUUACUCUUCUUUGUAGUUAAAAUUAUUAGCGCUACAAGGAUGGAUAAAUCGUUUUAUAUAAUAUUACUCUGCUUCUCUAGCUAUUUAAUGUCUUAUAUUAUUUAUUUUGGAUUCUUUAUCUUUAAGAUUAACUUUAAUCAAUUUAGUGGCUAACAUUUGAUAUUACAGCUAUUUUUUUAUACUACUUCUCAUUAAGAUAAACUAUUAUAAAAAACUAUCUUUAAAACUGGUUUUUAUUUUUAAUGCUCUUUGAGAGCAUAGUCUUAGCCAUGCUCGAAACUUCUGAAUGCUUUUAUUAUGGGAUAGGAUAAAUUAUUUUAAUAAUAUUCACAAUUUCUUUGCCAUUCAUAUGUUUUAAUACCAAGUAUAAAAAGAACUAACUGAAGGAUUGUACAACUCUCAGUCAGAAGGAAGAAGAAGUUUUAUACAAUCUUAUUAAAAAAGAAAAAACUCAAAACAUGUAAACAAAUUAAAAUAAGAAUAGCGAUAAAUAAAGCAACAUCUAAACAAUAACUUAGGGAUUGUACACUUUACAUAAUUUAGAUAUGAAUGAUUUACGUUAGUAAGCAAAUAAUAUUUUAAAAAAUAGAAAGAGCAAAUAGAAAUAGGAUUCAACUGACAAGAAUAAUAUUUAAGCUAAUAAGCUAAACUCAAUUAGAAAUAAUUCUUAGCAUAGCUUAAGCAUUUCCAUGGAUGCUUCUCAAAGCCAAAAUAAUUUUUUUGCAUCUACAUCAUAAAUUCAUAAAAAAAAUAUUUCAAAGUAAUUAAAGAAUCCAUUUUUGAUAGACAAAAUAGGAAGUAAAGAUAAUAAUAACAAUCCUUUUUAAUUUAAAGAUGACGUAUCUAUAGCAGAUAUUACUGCAAAGCAAGGAAAUAGUAAAAUGCUAUAAAGUGAUGGAUUUAAAAUUUAAAGCUAUCUCACAUUUAACAUGGAAAAAAAUUGUGCAAAUAUUUUAAAUACAAGCUCAUUAAAAGGAUCUCCUCCUUUAAAUAGCUAAAGGCAUAUAAAUUUCAACAUAAUAAAUAAUUAAAAGCCUUAAUAAGGUUAACUUUCAGAUCGUUUCUAAUUAAAUGUUUAAAAUAAAUAAUAAAAAACAAUGAAAUCUACUCCUAAUUUUCCUUUUUUAUUAGAUUGUGAUAAGAAACUCUCAGAUAUAGCAAAGAAUGAAAAGUUUUAGUUUCACAAGAAUACUUUUUUAUAGCAGGUCUAGUAAGUCCCAAUAGCAGAUACUUAUCCUAUAAUCAGCUUGGAUAAAGAUCUAAAUAUAAUUCACCAUUCUAACAAUUUGAUAGAUCUAUUGGCUUCUUCAUAAAAUGCUUUUUUAGAUGGAAAAGAUCAAUAUUUAUUUAACAACACACAAAAGUAUAUUGACACCAAAAUAUCAUAUCUGAACUCUGAUAGUAUAAAGAUUUUUAAGUCAACUAGUAAUGAUGCCUUAGCUCUAGAAUGUUAAGCAAUGCCAUUUUUAUCUCAAAAAUUAAUUGAGUCAAAAGCUCUCUAAAAUUUAAAAAGAAGAAAUUUAAGUAAUUAUUAAAAAAAGAAAGGAUUUCAAAAAUUCAGUGAAGAUGCACAUCAAAAGUAAGUGCAAGAGCUUAGGUAUCUUUUAGAAACAACUUAUGUGUAAAUAAUUGAGUUUUAUGAAUCAGACAAGAAAAGGGAAUUGAUAAAAUCAUUUUUUCAUCAUGAUACAAUAAGCUAAAAAUAUCCAACAUCUAAUUUUAAAUUAGUUUCAACAACAUCAAAUACAGAUAAAACAAAGCACACCUUUAAUGAUCUUAAAAAUUAACAAUUAACUGAAAAUCAUAUUAAUAAUGAAAAUCUUUUGGAAUUUAAAUAAAAAUAAGAAAUAAUAAAAAAUUAAAGUAAAUAAACAUAAAACAAUUCAUCUCGUAACUCUUUUUCCUAAUCUCCUGCUCUUUUAGGGUACAGAAAGGCUGCUAUUAAAAGCUUGUCUAGCAAUAUACAUUUCGGGUUAAACUUGAAUUCUAAUUCAACAUUAAGCAAUUACAAGUAUUCAGCAAACGAACUUGUCUUAAAUGAAGGAAUAAGUAGCAAUAAAAUUUAAUUAGCAAAUUAAAUCCCUAAAAGUUUUAUAAAUAUUAGCAAAUCGGACAUAAAAAAUCAAACAGAAAUGUAAUAGACUAUCUAAAAUACCAUUCAGACUUUAAAUCAUAUCCCAUAGGAUCUAACUUAUGAAGAAAAUUCAAAUGGUAAAUUAAAGUAAAGCAGCCCUACAAAGCAUUAACUUCCUACCGUUUAGUUAAAACAACUAAUAUCUUAACCUAAUUAACCAAUCAAGCAAGCUAAACAGUCACCUUAAACAUUAAUUAUUCCUUCCUUUUAGCAACUGCGAGAUCCUUCCUAAACAUCUUUUAAGCAAGACAAUUUAAUUUAACAAAAAUCUUAAGAAGAGUUUGUUCAAAAUAUUUAUCAAUUCGAAAGACCCUGCUUUAUGAAUAGUCUAAAAAAAAUAAUUUAAAACAUACUUGAACUUGAAAAAGAUAAUGAAAUCACAUAAGUGACAUACCGAAUAAUGAAGGGAUCAUAAAUAUAAUUCAUUCCUUCAUGUCCAAAUUGUGACAGCAUAAAAAACUAAAAUAAAAAAAUAAUAAAAAAUAAAAAAAAUUAAACACCAAAAAAUAACUAAAAGUCAAACAUAUUUCACUAAAGAAAAUUAAGUGAUAAUUUUUGUUGCUCUAUUAAAAAAUUUAAUCUAGACAAUAUUUCUAUUGAUAUUAUUGUAAAUCCAAUGAAAGGCGAAAAAGUAUUCAGUCCUUCAAAAACAGUCGAAGUUUCUAAUUUGUACUCUUUUCAAAAUGAAAAGAUCAGAUUAGUGUUUAGAAGAGAUUUCUCAGCAAGCUUUUUUGAAAAUGUGUACUUUGUUCACAGUUUGCACGAAGAAUAAAAUAGGAGUAAGGCGGAAGUUCUCUUAGUGAAAAAACUUUUCAUAGACUCGUUUUAAUCGGUUUCACAUGAGUUUGGUACUGCUUUAAACUGUAUCAAUAACCUCUCAGAAGUAGCAUUGGGUUAAAUGAACUAAGAAUCAGGAGAAUAAUUGAUAAAACCUAUACGGUACAAUUCAGCAGUUAUUUAAUAUUUGAUUAAUGACAUUUUAGAUCAUCAUAUGAUUCUAUAAAAUACAUUCGUUUUGCAAAUUGAAAAAUUCAGCUUAUUAAAAUUUAAAGAAGAAAUAAUGUAGUUAUUUAGAUUGCAAAUAGAAUAUAAAAAACUAUCCUUUGAUUUUUAUAUUGACCCAUAAUUACCAGAGUUUAUUUACCAAGAUAAACACCGCAUCUAAUCUAUACUUAUGACUAUGAUUAGAAAUGCAAUAAAAUAUACUUAGCAUGGUAAAAUCACUGUUGAACUUAAAAUUUAAGCUGUUUAUAGCAACAAUCCUACGACUCCAAAGACAGAGAAAUCUCAUAAUUUAUACGAAUCAAACUAUGUUUAGAAAAUAUUCUUAUUAGGUAUUAAAGUAAAAGACACUGGUGUCGGACUUGAUGAAAGCGAAUCUAAGAAGUUAAUACAUUUACUUAAUUAUGGAUUUUGUAAUGAGUCAAUCAGUAAAAAUUCUCUGGGAAACGGAGUUGGUGGUCUUUGUGUAUCCAAUCUUAUCGCUAUUAAAUUAAGUGGUAGAGAAAAUUUAGGAAUUUAGUUUGAAAGAAAUAAUGAAAGCGCAUCAGGUACAAUUUUUAGAUUUUUUGUGGAGUGCUAAGCAUUCUAAAAAUAAAGAUUAUAAACCAUGAAAUUGAAUCCAUCAUAGUUCAAUGAAGCAAUCCUUAACCAUUUACCAACAAUACUUGACAAUACAGCUGUUUAUGAUAAUAACCUAGCAGAUUCAUCUCUAAUACACAAUGUACCUUCUUCAUCUAAAAUUAACAGUCCUAAUGAAUUACCAGCAGUUUCUAAAACAAUUAGCUUAAACCCUUUCAUGUCUUUAUAGGCAUCUUAACAGGUUAUCUUAAUUAAUUAGUAAUAACCACAAUAAGGUGGUAGCGCAAAUUUGGCUAAAAAUAACAUUUAUUAAGCUUCAAUGACAUUAAGUUAAAAUUUAUUUGCCAUAAAUCAAAACUAAUAAAGUGUGUCUAGUGCUCAUCACUCUUAAAUUCCCAACUCUAAUACUAAUGUACAAAUGCAAAUACAGUAAAUUACUAAUAAUUUACAGAGUCAAUAAGGCCCUAAUUCUUUAAACUCUAGCUUUAACACUCUCAAUUACAAUUUUUAGAAUGCUCAAUUUUUCGAAUAGCAGACUGAGGAGUAUCAGGUUGAAAAUCUUUUUAAAAAUAUGCUAUUUUUAAGAGCUGGAGGUGGUUCUGGAUCUUAAAACUAAUAACAGUAAAACUAAGAAGAGUAGGACAUAAAUGAGUCUUUAAUAGGAACCCCUUUAACCUAUAACUAACUCGCCGGAAGUGUUUCUCCACUUUAGUUUUUAUGUGGGAAAAAAAGUCAUUUCACUCUAAUCCCUAAAACUCCUUAAAAUCCUUAAAAUCGGAAUAAUUAUAAUGAAUUAAAUUCUAAAAUUUAAAAUAGUUAAUAAAAAAGAUAAAGCUAAACUUAAAACAGUUCAAAAAAUAUCACUUAGUAAUAGUAAAUUAUGUAAUAAAAUCAAAAUACAACAAAUUAGAAUAUAUCAUCAAUUAACUCUGAUUUAAAUGAGUUUUAACAAGUUUUUUCUUAACGUAAAGUUAUGGAAUAAUCAAAAAAUAAUCAAAUUUAAGAACCUAUUUCUCUUUAGAAUAUAAAGUAAGAGUCAGUCAAAUAAGAGAUUAUUGAAGAAAAGUUAUCUACUUCCAAAAAAAUUUAACCCUCUAGUAGAUUAGAUAGUCUUAGACCAAAGACUUCUCUCCAUAUUAAGCAUACUGAAAAUUUAAAUACACCACACUUUAAUGUGGAUAUUGCUUUUUUUUCUAAUAAAGUUGAAGAACAAAAAAUGCUUAAUGAGGCAUAAGAAGACAUAUUAAAAAGAUAAUCUAGUGUAAAGAGGUAAAGUUGUUCAAGUAUAAACAUCAAUACUAAUAGCUUUGUGAGUAGAAAAACUAGAAUAACAUUUGGAGCUUAAGAUGAUUAAUCUCUACCUUUGAAUAGGGAUAGAUCACAAAACGGAAGUGAUUUACCUAUAUAAAAUUAGAAUUCUUUUAAGAUUUAAAAUAGCAACUUCCAACCUUUACAACUAAUCUAAUCAGUCAGUUAAGAAAUUCCAAUAAAAUAAAAUGAAAACAAUACAAUCAUAUCUACAAAAGAAGAAAUUUCCAAUUAGAACACACAAAAUAAGGGAUAAUUUAAAAUUGAUUUCAAAUGCGAUAAAGAAAUUAGAGAAGAGUCCGAUUCUAAAAUAGAAAACUCAACAGAAUCUUGUCUAAAUAAAUAAUAUUCUUUUUAAGAAGAUAUUGCUGAUGAGAGGCUAGAAAACGAAAAACCAAAUAUUGUGGGAGAAUUCAGCACAUUUAACGAUAAACAGCCUUCUUUAAUCAAACUUAGUUCACCAUGCUGUGUUAAGGUGUUAUGUGUGGAUGAUGAACCUUUUAAUCACUUUGUCAUGAAAUAAAUUUUAAAAGCAAAAUAAAUUAAUUGUGACACUGCUCUAAAUGGCGAAGAAGGAGUUGAAAAAUUUAAAUAAAAAAAGAAAUGCCUUUCUUGUGGAUAGAAUUCCUACAGCUUGAUAUUGAUGGACUUAAAUAUGCCCAUUAAAAAUGGAUUUGAAGCCACCUAUGAAAUAAAAUAGUAUUCAAAAUAACAUUAAAUGAGUAAAGUUAUAGUAAUAACUUGCUCUGCCUUUAUUGACAUAGCUUCUAAGAUCAAAGCCCAAUAAAGUGGAUCAGAUUUUUUCAUAUCAAAACCAAUAAGCCAAUCCGUACUUUUUAAUCUAUUGUAAGAAUAGCUUUUAAUAUGA
Messenger RNA from Tetrahymena thermophila SB210, 6261 nucleotides. Its product is annotated as response regulator receiver domain protein. Gene Ontology annotation, biological process: phosphorelay signal transduction system. NCBI's taxonomy places the organism in Eukaryota, Ciliophora, Oligohymenophorea, Hymenostomatida, Tetrahymenidae. The record is from RefSeq and is a predicted model, not a curated record. The transcript is spliced from 3 exons.